GCAAGGUAUUAGUAUCCGCUGGGCUCUGCAGGUCACGUGUUGAAGCCGCUGGAUGACGUCACGGCCUGGCAGCAAUGGGUAAGGAGCAGGGAGCUAAGAGAGGGUCAGUUUCAGGGGCCACAACCUGCACCCGGCUUGUGGGACCCGGGAGAGCUCCCCCCAAUACAGGGCAGGACAAUAUAGGCUGCUGUGUAAUAUACAGGCCUGGGGCAUCAAGGGAGUUGUAGUUCUGUAAAACCCGGGGCAUAAUGGGAGUUGUAGUUCUGUAAAACCUGGAGCAUUAUGGGAGUUGUAGUUCUGUAAAACCUGGAGCUCUGCCUGCCUGUCUGUGUUAUUAUUAGUAUUAUUUUUAUUCUAUACUGAGAGCUAACUCUAUCACUGCCAUGCAAGGGGACUGCAAUCCAGCAGCUCAGACUGCCUGCACACUGAGCAUCAUGGGAAAUGCAGUUCUUAAACUAUUGGAGUGCAUUAUAUAACAGGGAACCUCAGGAACUAGGAAAAAUGUAUUUACCUGCCAUUAAAAACAGUGGGGGCUUGUUUGAACACAUUUUAGCAUUUUAUAAAAGUGAUAGUACAUUCCCAUUGGUGUCAGUGUAAAGCUGGUUGGCGCUUUAUAGAUGAUGAUGAUAAUAAUAAUGCUGUUUAGGGUAAGAGGUUGGUUUGAUAGAUUUGCUAUGUUUUCUUUGGACACACACCGGGUUAUUCACCAAGGUGUGCGUUAUCUCAAAUUCACCGUGUAUUCAAUUCUUGGACCCAAGUAGUCAAAUUGGGAAUAAAUUCUCAUGUUGGUGACUGCUUUCAUUUUGGUUUAAAUUCAGUGUAAAUUUUCAGCAAGUCACACUUUACCGUGUUCUUCCCUAAACUAUGAACUGGAACAAAUUUAAAAUGUAAAAUUCAGGCUAAAAUGGCCAAACUGUUACAGUCAAUGGUUGCACAUAAGUUGUGUUUGCGUAACUUUUUUUAAAAUGAAAAUUCUUUUUUAUAUAUAUAUAUAUAUAUAUAUAUAUAUAUAUAUAUAUAUAUUGUGAUGGUAACCCUAGUUAUCGGCGUACUUUGUAAUAUAGCUCCAUUCACGGGACAAGGAGCUACAAGCUGUAUUUUAGUACAACACCAGUACGCUGCAGUGUUUAUUGUUCAAAAUAAUCCAAAACCGUUUGGUAACAGUUUGACUUCAUACCUUAGCCGCCAGGGCCCUCCUGACACUACAACCUCUAUAGUGAGCAAUAGUAGUUUUGGUGCUGGGGAGGUUCCUUCAAGUCUUUAUUUUAUAUUUAUUUCAGAAAAAUGCCUUACUGCACAAAUUACAUUAUCAACCUGUAAUUAAUAAUACAAAAGCCAUAGAAUAGUUUGCCAAGUAUAAUUUUUAAUUCCUUCCAAAUAGUGUUUAUGAAUCAUAUUUGCUUACAUGCAUGACCCAUUCAACAUUGUUUGUUUUCUGAUGUAUAAAAUAUGAUGUUAUUUUUACUAUCUGAUGUUUUAAAGAACUCAUUUAUGAUUCCCACGUGGUAGUUGGUCAGAUAUUUCUGUGAAGGACAGUAUUCUUUUUUUGACUUCUUCUCCGCUUUUUACUUUUCAAUGAAAUACACAGUAUGUCUUAACGGCCUUGCCUGUAACAAUUCAAAUUAAAUGUGUUGGUUAAUUUGUACAAAUAACUUGUCUCCAUCUGUUGAAGGUCCAUUAUCCUGUAACAUCAUUUGUUGUUUUAUUAUGUAUCUGUAACUAAGAAUAAACCUGAAGAAACCGUAAGUCAGAUUGCUAAUUAGUACUUUUUCAAUAAUAUAGACAUAUAUUAUUGUGGCGAGUAUUUGGCCCAAGACUAGAUAUACAAAAGACGUUUGUGUGUGUGUGUGUGUGUGUGUGUAUGUAUGUGUAUAUGUAUAUGUGUAUAUAUAUAUAUAUAUAUAUAUAUAUAUAUAUAUAUAUAUAUAUAUAUAUAUAUAUAAUCUCUAUCUCCCAGAAGAAAUUAAGAAGAUUUAACAGUGACGAUCGAUUACAACCAGAUUUUACACCAUCUCAUUUGCGUACAACCAAGACUGGAAACAUUAAAAUUAAAGGUUCUUAAAGACUUAAAUUCUGCAAUUAUUAGUGUAAUCUUAAAGGGACACUGUAGGCACCCAGACCACUUCAGCUAAUUGAAGUGGUCUGGGUGCAGUGUCCCUUUUGCACUUAGUGCUUCAAUGUAAAACAUUACAGUUCCAGAGAAACAGUGACAGUCCACUAGAGCACUUCCUGAAGCGAAAUCGACUUUUGGUCAGCUCUGCAUGAGGACACCCACAUCAGAUUUUUUAUUUUUAUUCCCCCCCCAUACGAAAGCAUUGAUUCAUUGCUUUCCUAUGGGGAGGUCUAAUGCGCGCGUGGCAUUAGUAGCCUCUCGUCUAUGUGACUUACUAAUAAUGACUAAGCCGUAAGUUAGAGUGCCUGAUCUGACCUCUCCUCCCCCCACUGACGUCAGCUCCCGAGUGGAGAGGAAUGCCGCGCACGCAUGCAAACUGUCUAUAGGAAAGCAUUUCUUAAUGCUUUCCUAUAAACUCUCUGCACGCUAGAUGCGAAUUUCGUAUCCUCUGUCAGGAAGACAGCCACUAGAGGUUGGAUUAACCCCGCUAUGUAAACAUAGCGGUUUCUCUGAAACUGCUAUGUUUACAUGUGAAGGGUUAAAACCUGAGGGACAUUGCACCCAGACCACUUCAUUGAGCUGAAGUGGUCUGGGUGACUAUAAUGUCCCUUUAACGGAUGGAAAAAAGUGGCAAACCUGAAGGAUCCUAUUCUUAUUUCUUACAAACCCAAACCCACUCCUUUCUGGUAUAUAUAUAUUUUUUUUUUUUUAUGUAUAUUUUUGCAGUAAUUUGCACCCCCCCUCACCCCUCCCCCUUUAUACAGGUACCUGCUAGUGGCUGGUUUGACCAGUAAUGUAUUUGUUUGCUGUUGUAUUUCUGAUUUGUAUGGCAAACCUAUCUGCUGUGACCUGGGGUUUUUCACGAUAACCAGCACACAGUGCCUUUUUUUGGUUAGGGGUACGAGGGGGAGAAUAAAUCCUUUGCCAUUACUUUCAGUCUAUUUAUUUGUAUAUUUCAAGGAGCUAGGUGUGUGUGUAUUUUUUUUUUUUUGAAAGCCAGGGUUGAGGUCUCUAAUGCUAACUAUGUGUUAUCUUCACAUGUUAGUUCUUACCUCAGAAAGCCUUAUAGAGAACCUUUUUUAUUCCACGAUUUUCAUCUCUUCCUGGUCUCAACCCUAGCCCUAAGGAGCCUAGCUGUAGCAGACGUCCAUAUAGACUGUCCUCGAAGCCUCCUUUUCCACAGGAUCUUCCUGACAUUAGUCCUUUACUUAAUAGGCCAGGCUGAUGGAGAUGUUUUGAGAGACUGUCCAGAAAUCCUCCUCCUCCCCAGUAUCCUCUUGACAUCAGCCCUUGACCUAAAGAAGCAAACUGCGGCAAGCGUCUUGAGAACUUGUCCUGGAACUCUCCUUGUAAACCAUCUUUAUUUCCCUUGUAUCCACCUGACAUCAACCUCUGCAACAGGUAUCCAGGCUGUUGCAGAGACCCAGACAGGCUGUCCUGGAACCCUCUGUUUCCCCAGUACCUACUUGACAUUAGUCCUUGGCCUAAUAUGUCAAGCUGUGGUUGAUGUCUUGGGAGCCUGUCCUGCAACCCUCCUUGUAAACCAUCUCCUCCUCCCCAGUAUCUACCUGACAUCAAGCUCUGCAAUAGGGAUCCAGGUUGUUGAAGAGACCUAGAAAGGAUGUUCUCGAACAAUUUAUUUACCAAGUAUCCUACUGAUGUCAGUCUUUGACUCAAUGGAUCCAAUUGUGGCAGAUGACUUUGGAGCUUUUCAUGAAUCCCUUGUUGUAAAUCACCUUCUUUUCCCCAGUAUCCUCCUGCCAUCGAUCCUAGCCCUAAGGAGCUAAGGAGUCGUUGAUAUUUUAAGAGCUUGUCCCAGAACUCUCGUUGGUAACCAUCUCCUUCUACCCGGUAUCUUCCUGACAUUGGUCCUUGGCCUAAUGUGUCAAACUCUGAUAGAUAUUUUGGAAGUUUGUCCUGGAGCCCUAGAUGUAGAUCACUUCCUCCCCAGUAUCCUCCUAACAUCGGGCUUAACCCUAAGGAGCUGAGCAGUCGUUGACGUCUUAAGAUCCUGUCCAAGAACUCUUGUUGGUAACCAUCUCCUUCGUCCCAGUAUCUUCCUGACACUUGUCCUUGACCUAAUGGGUCAAACUGUGACUGAUGUCUUGAGAGUCUGUCCUGGAUCCCUCCUUGGUAACCAUCUCCUUCUCCCCAGUAACCACCUGAAACCAGUCCUUGACCUAAUGGAUGAGAAUGUUGCAAAUAUUUUAAGAGUGUGUCCCAGUACCAUCCUUGUAAACCACCUCCGAGUUUUCCUGACAUUAGUCCUUGAUCCAAGGAGGCGCGUAAAUUUCCUUGUGCUAAUGCAGGGCACCUACAAUCUUGCCCGCAUAAACAUAACCUUUGACCUUGACGUUCAAAUCCUUCUAUGCUCCCUAAAAAAAAGAAAUUACAUCAGAAUAAAUUAUUUUUAAUUGUGGUGAAGUGAAAAACGAAUUGAACAAUUUAGACUAAACAUCCAGCCAUUUCAGCAAGUUUUGCAUGUAUUGUGCAGUUUGUUUUUCAAUUCAGUGAUUUGAAUUGGUCAUGGUGCCAAGAAAUGCUGCACAAAGAACAUUAAAGAAUUAUGCUGCUUAAGGUGUAACUCUCUCGACAAGAGUUGGGCUUGCUAAAGUGAAUUCCUUGCAUAAAAGGCUGUCAUCAGCACACUUAACAUACUGGUGGCAGCUCAGGCCAGCCAUGGGACGUCUCUGCCCCACCAACAAUGGGCACUGGCAUCACUGAAGGGGUAUCUGGCAGCAUGGUGGAAUGGCCCUUUCCUGCCUUUCUGCCACAAUAUUUUAUUAAAACACAGUUUUUGUUGGAGUAACUCUAUAAAGUGUUUAAAAAAAAAAAAAAAACUAGCUCUACUGUGUGAAUCGCUGCCAGGGGAGGAGUGGCUAGGGCUGCAAUGGUCAAAAAUGAUUUAACUCCUAAAUGGCAUAGCAUUGCACAGCGAGACUACAGAGGCAUGAUACACCAAAACCAUUUCAUUAAGCUAAAGUUGUUUGGAUGCUCAGAGUCCCCUUUUAAGAUCUUUGAGUAAUCUAUGUUGUAGAUGUAGAAGAUAUUGAUCAGUCUUGCAAGGGCACAAAAACAUUCCCCUUUUUGUAUAUCAGUCUUCAGAGGAUGUGCAUUUGAGCACAUAUAACUGCAUUGUAAGUUCUGCUUAUUGCUUGGUACAACAUACAUCUUCUAUUAACUAUCUUGAACCAGCUGUAAUUUGAUCAUUGGAAGAAAAUGCAUUCACAAAAAAAAGUAUAUAAAUGUACCUCCAGGUUUAUGGCAUAAAUUAUGAGGGGGAUGAAUUACUUUUUUCUAAUAUUCUUGGACAAAACAGAAGAGCAUAGAUAAUUCCAAAUUAUUGCCGAUUCCUUCGAAAUAUAAUACUUUGUGAUAAGUUGCAAGUCUAUAAUGGACCUCUAUGAAUCCUUCUAUCAGAAGACCCUCCCCCCCAUGUGUCCAUAUUACAGAUGUGUUGUUUAUUUUGUACCAACCUUGUGCAUCGUUGCUCGACCUGUCCAACACACGAGAUAGGUGACCACUAACGUUAGCUGUCAGGACCAACGACAGCAGAUAUAUGUAUAGAGAGACCUUCAUUGUUGUUCGAUCACAGGAAGAUUGCUGCAAUGAGAAAACACUUACAAAGGCUCUGCAGUCAAAUCUAGAGGUCUAAUAAUCCAUAGCAUCUACACCAGGGAUAGGCAACAAUUCUUUUCAAAAGGUAUGAGAUUUCUGCAACUUGCACAGCGUACAUUUAUGUCCAAAAAUAUUGUUGGUCAAGUUGCAUAAACCUCAAACCUUUUAAAAAAAAAAAAAAAAAUUGUUAAUGGCAUAUUUCAAUAACAUUAACUGGAACAGCAACGUGGUCAUCUGCCUGGAAUAAAGGGGCCACGAGACUGGGAAUGGGGUUAAAAGCACUUUAACAAAGUUUUGUUGACUUUUUAGGAUGAAUACAAUUUAUCUUUUAUACAAAAACUUUUGAAUAAAGUAGAAUUUUUUUAAUUUUUUUUUUUUUUUUUUGUCUAUGUAGUUCUUUUGAAAGUUUGAUAUAUUUUGCAUAUUUUGGGGUUGGAAAAGCUUGAGUAGAUAAGAUGAACAGAUGACCCUCAAAUGAGCCCCAAUAUGACCCCUCUCGGCCAAUGAAUGAGUGUCUGUAUGUACAUCAGUAUUUGCACAGAAUUCUAAAUUCAAAGUCAGCCCGUAAUGCUACCUUCGGAGAGCCUGAUGAUGCCCAUUACUCUGCCGGAGGUGGAACUAUGCCUCCAUUAGCAGACGGAUUAAGCUCGGUAUGUACAGAUUUUCACAGCGAAACACUGCACAUACAGACUCCAGGCACCAUGACCACUGCAGUGGUCAUAGUGAUUGGAGUAACAUUUUGACCAACCUGUGAAAAAUGCCUCCAUUGCUCAAUUCAGUCAAGGUAAUAAAUAGGUUUAUUUUAAACAGAAAUAGGAAAAAUUACCUGUCUUUGUCGUCGUUCUAUUAUUUCUAUAGUUGGUACAGAAGUAUUGUUUGCACUCACCGUGUCUGCAUAUGAUGUGAGUAUGGUGACUAGCUUAUGAAGAGUUUUAUAGCUGUGGUGAAAGGAGUGUUAGACUCUUGAGUUUUCUUUUUUUAAUUGUGGCCGUGACCUUUUCAUGUGUGGUUUUUGGUUUUUUUUUCUUUUCUUUUCCUUGCCAAAGUCAAGGUAUCCAUAAGGUAUUGAGUGAAGCAUUAACCACUUCUUAAAGCUAUUUUUUUUUUAUCAUGUGUAGAUUAUUUUUUUAUUUUUUUUAAUUCCUUAUUUUGUUUGUGCAGAGGUUUAACAGGUGGAUUUGCACUGCCACAAUAGCUGAUGCAACCAAGUUGGUAUUCACACUUAAUCAUAUGGCAUUGAAGACAUUGCACUUUUUUUAACGUAGUUAUGUAAACAGGAUAAUAUCUUAAGCUUAGAAAAACAAAGGAGAACAGUAGCUUGGUUUACAGAUGUUUCACCCAGUAGUCACAUUAAGAUUAGCGGUCAGGCUAGUACAUUGCAUUACAAAACAUGGCUAACCACUCCAAUAUCUUUGUCUGAUUGUACAGUGUUAUGCCUUCAAUACAGUAUGUCUGGUCUAUGCUAUUAUAUUUAAUUGUGUCACGCUGGGUGAAAGAAAAGUAAACAAGAGGGGCUGUCUGAAUCAAGAUUAAACUGAUAUUAUGCUGAAAACAGGAGUCCACCGCUUGUUGAGUGAGACUUGUAAAUGCCUCCUUGAGUUCUUGCCCUUUCAUCCGAUUCCAGAUUUACUGGGAGCUUGCUAGGUUGUUGGGUGUAUAUUCCCAGUGGAAAGGCAUGUGUUGCGUAGGUGUUCAGGCAGUUCAUCCGCGUAGCUGGUGCUAUUUUGUGGAGGUAGACUGUUCAAAGUCCCCAGUCUCUGCACCCUAGCUGGGCCCCAGUUGGCUGCAGGUUUUUACCUUCAGGGUGUUGGGCCUUGGGUGCUUAGUUGUACCUCGGCUCCAGGGCCUCUGCCUUGCAGGUAGUGGGGUUCUCCGGUGCCUCAGUUUUCUUUGCGUCAGGGGGGGCGAGGUGGUUUGAGGUGUGCAAGUCACUGAUAUCAGUGCCUCCGAGGUGUGUACAUGCUUUUGUCUCACUUUUAUUUUCGCCCAGAAUUUAGCAAGUAUUUCAUCCAGGUUACUCAGGGUUGAGGCAAAGAGGGUGUUGGCUGUGGGAGCCACGUGGGACUCUCGCAUGCAGUAGCUUUUUGCCGCUAUGACGGAGCGGUGUUUGGUCUCCUGGGACCGGGAACACCCCCCCCCCCCCAGUCCAGAGAGAGGGAAGCGGGGGAGUGCUGUGAGGUGCAAGAUGUGGUGUCUGGAGAGCAGCCAUCCCUGCGACGCCAGCCAGGCUUGUGGGCCUCAAGAGGCCGGGUCCAGUGCACCAGGUCAGGACAGCAUCGAGAUUGGUAACGUUCGGGUCUCCAGAGUCCCAUAAGUGCUCCCAAGCUGGUUUUGAGGUGGUAUGGCUGAGGUAGCAUGUGGGAGAAGGCUUAGUUUGCCUUUAUUUUGUUUUACAGCAGUGUCAUCAUAUUCAGCAACAACAUAACUACAAUCACCCUUUAAAUAUUUUUUUUUUUCUCACAUUUCCGUUGUUGAACUGCAUCUGCUGCAGAACGCAUCAGAAUGCAUAUUGCACAGAAUUCCAUUAUCAACCCUCUGUCAAGUCACCAGCAAUCUCCCUCUAGUCUAGAGUCUAGACCAGGGAGAGGCAACCUUCGGCACUCCAGAUGUUGUGGACUACAUCUCUCAUAAUGCUCUUACACCCUGCUAAUGCUAGCAAAGCAUCAUGUGAGGUGUAGUCCAAAACAUCUGGAGUGCCGAAGAUUGCCUAUGCCUGGUCUAGACUGUAAGCUGUCCAACCUGGGCUCCCUAUAUCUUCUGUUUCAUUAUGUAUCAAUGCAAAUACUUAGUGUGAUGUUUCACUGUAUGUGUCUACGUGUAUGCAAUAUUUGUGUUUUUUGUAGAGUCAUGUGGAAUUGUGUGUUUUAUAUACACGUUCCAUAGUUUACUAAGAGGUGUAUGUCCACAAAAGAUGAAUUUUCAGUCCUUUUUAAUUAAACGUUUCUUUAGACCUGGCUAAACUGGUAGGAGCUGCCUUAUUACUGUGUAUUGAACACUAACACUUACUGCCAGUGGCUUACACUCUUCAAUGAAUGUUUGCCAAUUCUCCUAGCAUUGUGUCCAUCCAUAGUGUGAAGUAUAAAAGUCCCAUUGUGUUUUCAUUAAUUUUCUUGUGGUUUAGAGCAAGGCAAGAAGGAUUCGAGUGAUGCGUCCCCUGACCCUUCCCUUGAUUACUUGAACCGCAAUCCGUCGCCACCGCCCAGUGAUGAUGAAACUCCCACUGCAGACUCCAUUGGGACCACAGUGUUCAGCAAGCACUGGCUGUUUAGUACCCUAACUAAACUCGUCAAGGUAGAGGGGAACAUCAUAUCUGUAUGGGUGUUUACAGAAUAUGUCUUGGGAUACAACCUUAUUGUAGAUCUUGGUUUUUCUUUCUUUCAAAAUCUGACUCUGUUUUAUCUGUUUAUACGAUGCAUCUUUUUUUCAAAGUUAUUUACAUUUUCCAGAAAAUUUAGGAGCCAGGUAGGAAGCAGGUAACAUGUUCAUUAUGGUCGCCUGUGCAGCCCUGAUCUCCAGUCUAUUUGACCAACCUCACGGUCAUGUGAAGUAAUCCACUCUCAUAGAUGCAAGAAAAUCCCUCAUAUUCACCAACAACUCCAUAAACAUACAGUUAGACCUUCGCUCACACACAUAUAUGCACAUAUAUUAAAGAGACACCAGACACCAUAACCAUUUCACUGUCGGAGUGGUUAUGAUGCUAGAAUACGUUCCCUGCAGAGACGGCUUUCUCUACUCCCUUCCACUCACAAGCAAUGUAUUCUGACAUUUCCCCAUGACACUGUUAGGGUGUCAUGAGGACUCGUGUUAGGGGAACAGGGAUUGUUGUAUUUGCUUUAGAUAAUCCGAGACAAUCCACUUACAUCACAGAUACUGCUGCUGUCUUAAAUUAAUUGGUCUGUGUAUCCGGGGAGCCAGUCAGUGGAGAUCAUUCCAUUUGCUCUGAAUGACAGAAAUACCAUUUUUUAGGAAGUAAAGCCCAUUUUUUGUGUUGCAAUGUCUACCUGGUACUGUGGAUUUGUUAGACUAUGUGUACUUUACAUUUUACAAGAUGUAUUUUCAAGGCGGUUUAAACCUUGAUCAUCAUGUUAACAUAUUUAAGCCCUUCUUUUCAAUUCUGAACCCAUCACUGAUGUUCCAGAGCAGGUCAACCAGAUAACAUGCUAUUAGGAAGUGAAGCCCAUAACUUUAAAUAGCCUCUGAAGUUACUCAACUUUAAAUAAAAAAAUAGGACACCAAAACAUAUAGCCAGUUUUUCAGGCAUAUUAUCAAUUAUCAAUCUGUGUAGUCCUCACUUAGCUCACUUGCCAUCUGUUUGGUCCAUGUUUUGACUACCUUUAGACUUGAUGAACGCCUACCUUAAUGCAACAAUACAUUUAAGAGAACACCGUACAUGCUAAAAUCGAAUAGUUUGUUCUAAAGUUAUCUCACAUGCAGGUCUGAAUGGAAUUUUACUUCACUUGUGCAAUUACAGAAGGCAUAUAUGUUACCAGACUUAUGCCACCACAAGGAUAGCCUAGAACUCUGGAACCUAUGUGCCGGGCAUAUCUCUGCUAGACCUACGGCUCCAGACACUCUGACGUGAUAUUUCUUUGAGUACAUUGCGAACACCCACUUUCUUCUAGUUUGUAGAAAGUGAUCAGAAAACCAAGAAUGAAGAAGGAGAGGAUGUGCCGGUAGAGCUGGAUGAAGAGUUGGAAGAUGAAGUUUGCAAACUGUGGGACAUGUCUAUGAAUGAGGUAAGGUGUGAUUCGGAAUGACCAGUGACUGUUCUACAUUAAAAUGUAAAUUGUGUUUGCAGCUUUGAACCCUGGAGAAACCUACAUCUAUAAUCUAUUGUUAUGAUAAUCUCACAACUGACGGUGCUACUUUAAGCAUUGUAAGUCCACCCCCUCCAAUUUAGACUCUAUCAAUACCUACAGCCUCCAUAGCACGCCAGUAACCAACCUCAUGCUGAUGAGUUGCAUUAACAAUGAAACAGAUGUCCAUCAGUGGUUCACUGGCUUUGCUCCUCUUCAUGAGUUGUGUUUCAAAGCUGUUGUAUACAGCAGACACAUACUCCAAGGAAGCCAUGUAUAAAGUGCAAUUAUGAGGCAAAAAUGUGGCUCUUUGUUGAUCUCAUUUGCAUAUGCCUACCCAGAAUCCCUUGCAGCAGUGAGAGCACUGUUAAAGUGAGAUUUCUGUGGGCAAAGCAGGUCUUUUGGCUUAACUGGUGUGUGUAUUUGUGUUUAGCAAUGUUUUAACUAAAUACCUAAGCAGCAUUUGUCUGCAGUCUGAGAUGUUUCUCUCAAAGUAGAGCCAGCAAGUGAUAACUCAGAAUCCUUUCUUUUGUAGUCUCUUUAGAAUGUAUGCAUUCAGCUCUCUCUAUCUAUUUGGUAUAAUCCCCUUUUGUAUAAAGGUCAUAUAUUUCUGAUCCAUAAAAUAAUUGUUUUUGGCCAAGGUUUGUGAAGUUCUGAUAACACAAAGAUAUGGUAUCUUUCAGAGAGGAUUAACCUUUUCCAUGUCUAAAGCCUUUGUAUCGUUAGUGUGCCAAAAUCUGCACACAGUAAAUAAAUUAAAUUAUUAAAAGCAAUUUUCUCAUUUUUCCAAUGUAAAGUGUCACGGAAUCGGAGACCCUCCAAAACCCCACUAUAUGACAUAAUUCAAAAUACUGUCAUGAUGGAAAGACUCCCUGCUUUCGUUCAAAAUCUUACAAAUUUUUUCCAGAAAAGUUGGAAUCACAGUCUGGUUAAAUAGCUCCUUCAGUUGUUUGCACCUCUUUCCUGUUGCUAUUUCUCUCCUUAUUUUCUUGUAGUUUAUCUCUAUAGUCUUUCUCCACCUCUAAUUGUAUAAAAUAUUUAUCUUUUUCCUUCCUCAUUUCUGUGUUCCGUGGGUAACCAAGCACCUUGCACUACUAUUAGACCCCUUCACUGGUAGUUAAAUGUCCAUUUUUACUUUUGUGAUUUGUGCCUGUGAGCAGGCACCUUUUGGCACCAAACGCGUUAGAAGGCUUUUUGGUCCUUUCCUGACCCCUUAACGUUCCUCCGAGCCCCGCAUAGCCGGGCAUACAGCGUAUGUAUGUAAUAUAUUGAACCCUCUUUCCUGACAGACUGAUACAUAACAGAAUGUGUAUGUUUUCUGUUUGUAAUCUUUUGUAGGAAGUGGCUCUAUUUCUCAAGGAGUUUGAGGGGCCUGAACUUCUUGUUGGGAUUAUUAAGAAGUCCAAAAGUAAACGGCUCACAGUAAGUGAAAGUUUAUGUACUUUUUACUUUAUUUUUGAAAUUGAUCUCUUAUAAUUAUCAUUUCUGACUGUCUUUGUUCUUGAUUUUUAAGGAAAUUUGUAUGGGUAUUUUGGCAAACAUGAGCUGCUUUAAAGAGACGCGCGAGUGUAUGACUGAGAAUGACGGCUUGGGGUAAUCAUUAUUUUUAUUUGUAUCUUAAUCUUAUUGUGUAAUAGUCCUUGUUUUUUUAAAUCCAUAUACUGGUAUAGACCAUAAUUUUUCAUAUUGAUCCAAUUGCCUAAUUGCAUUAUUCCACAAUUUUUAAAUCCAGAUUUUUUCAAAACUUAAUGUGAAAUACUGCUGGCAAUAUAAGCUGUAAGCAGACACCAUUUUGAAAUGUAACAACAUAAAUCAGGACCUGUACCUUUCUGCUUUUUGUGCCAAUAAAUAGUUUGGCUCUGAAAGAAUCAAUGGGCAGUUUUAGAAUGACGCUCUUUCACGUAACCAUUUCCCUCAUCAGCAUGAUGCUGGCUUUGAUUUAAUAACAUUUCUCUGACUCUCUCAGGCUAAGCAAUCUUAAAAGAAACCUUGCUGAAGAGCCCACCAUAGGGUGAGGGUUUUUUUAAAAACAUUUUUAUUAUUUUUAAUUCUAAAACGUGUGUACAUGCAGCAUUUUGAACGUAAACUUGUUAACUGAGAAGUCUUGGGGUACAAAGUUCAGUUUAGCUGUACUCCUAAAAUUUGAUGUCAAAAACAAUAACGUCAAACCUGCGAGGAACCAUUUUAUUGAAGGAAUAUCAAGGAUGCUGAACCAGUUUAAAAAAAAAAUGAAUCUAAUAUUCUGUGUUUUUCAGAGAAUUGGUGCUUCUACUACUGGCUGAUCCAGACCCUCCGACAUUAAUCGAAACUAGCAGGUGUUGUUAUUGUAUAGUGCUAAGAUUACGUGCUGACAUAUUGUAUAGUGCUGGGACAACGUGUUGACAUUCAAAAUUAAUUAUGAUAUGGAAUAUGUAAUUCAACACUCACUUUUAAUGUAGCUUCUUUCAUGGCUUUGUUUGCUUUUUGUUGCUUGUGCACUGCUGCUGUACAGACCUUUUCUUUUACAAAUAAAAAAGCAAGUCCGUAAAAGUUACUUUGGACUUGUACCGCCAGGACAGAUGUUGAGUAAUUAGCAGAUUGUCAACACUACAGUAAUGAAUUGCUCCUUUAAAGGGACAUAUGUUGAAAAAGUUUUAUGCCUUUAUAGAUAAUGCAUUAAAAAUGCAAAAAUAAACCUCCACUAAGUCAUAAGUAGUAAAAAAAAAAAAAUUUAAAAUAAAAAGUACUGUCAAGGUUUGUGAAGCUAAUGCAUUUAUGUAGGCAAGAUGCAGCUGGUGAUGGCUCCUCCCACACCAGGAAAAGAUUCCACCAAUCAGGAUGACACAUGGAACUAAUGGCCGCUAUAUCACAGCUACAUUUGCGAUGUUGUUGUAAAUUGGGCUGGCAAAGGGCACUAUUAUAGCUACAGCUAGUUUUAAAUCCCUGUGUUCAGAGUCGCAGAGAUAGCAGACCUCUUUGUGUGCAAUGGGCACAGACUAUUAUGACCGUAAACCUGUGGCGUUUUCAACAGUGCUCACUUGUCGUGUGAAUUUUUAUAGUUCAGUUUAAUUGUUCUGAAAAUAUAUUGAUAGUAGCUGAAACAUAAUGAACACACAGUAUGCUCUAAUUAUGACCAAGGAACUUGAUCUCCAUUUCAGGUUUUUACUGACUUGUUUAUCGCACAGCGAUGUAGCAAAUACUUGGCUGGAGAGAUUAAACGAGGAACUCUGGGUCCGAAAAAACAUCUAUUUCAUUAUGAGCAGCUCCACCAAUGGUACGCACUGCUUUAUUUCUUCUUUCUAUCCCAAUCUACUUGUCCUUUCUUCCAUCUGAACCCAUCCUUGCUAUCUUUAGUUCAGUUUGGUAAAGAAUCUUAAUACAUUGCAGUCCUUCAUCCAUGGUUGAAAAAAUGAGUUGCGUAAUAACAUCUACACCCCAGAAUGUUCUUGGAUACUAUUAUAAUCCAAACUAUGACCCAGAAACACAGCCAUUGGGCAUUGAAGGAUGGGGAGAUACUAGGAAGGGUAGGGAAUAACAGGAGGUAGACCCUCCAGGUUAAACCUAGGGGAUCUACCUUUUUCAAUUAUUUGAAACCCCUAGUAACAUACUAUUCUAGCCAAAUACUCGCAAUAUCUCUUUUUAAUGUACAUUUGUUUUAUAUUGUAUUAAUAUUUUUAGUUACCAAGGGUGUUAUUGCAAUAAUUAUAGCUCUACAAGCUAAUCUUCCAAACACAAAGCAGCCAUAAUUCGUAAAGAAAUGUUUAUUUUUUGCUUGUAAAAUCAGAAGGGUAACCUCUGGUGUCCUCCUCUCUCAGUUGAUCUCCUGGUUAAAGUUGGUGAGCUGGUGGAGAAGUUGUUUGAUUUGGAUUCGGGAAUGGUUUUCGAGUGGGUGGAAGCCGAUUCUGAAGAUUCCGUUAAAGAUGAUGAGAAUUCAGAGGAAGAAAAUCCACCAGCUCUGCAACUUGUACCCUCUGUGUUGGAAGCAGCAAAACAGCUCAGGUGACUUGACCAAGGAGUAAAAAAUAAUAAACAUAAAUAUUUAUUGGUCCCUCUUGGGGAAAGAAAAGAACAACCAAAAACCCUUAGAACUGAAGUUCUAAGCCCCAAUUACAGCGCUCCCUCCAAUUCUCCAAAGUUGAGCACAAUAGUGCCUUACUGUAAACGAGACUCUUGACAAAGGCGCACUUUUGCGCCGAAACGCGCGUUGAGCAUAACUGUGUACACUAUGUACUUUACCUAGGACAUCCGUUUUUAUAACUAUUUGAUAUUGAGUUUAGGGGUUUUUGGUUGUUCUUUUCUUUCCCCAAGAGGGACCAAUAAAGAUUUAUGUUUAUUAUUUUUUAGUUCUAUUUAUGCUCCAUGACUAGCAACUCUUUGCUCUAUACUAGUGGAGCAGCUAUAUUUAGGGUAUAGAGACUGUAUUUGGGAGCACUUGUUAACCCAUUCCAGCCUCUUCUUUAUUUGCUAUUAUUUUGGGUUAUGUCCUAAUACCCUUCAACCAUCACAUCCUCGGUGGGUGAUUCUUAUCACUCACUGCGGCUGUAUAGUCUGAACCAAGGAGUAACUGAAUUAAAAGGUGCCUCUGUCAGUUCCUAUUAAUUGCUAACAAUAUGCCUGUACUCUGUUUCUGACACUUUGCAUUUGUGUCAUUUACUGUGUGAUAUACAUUUUGCAUCUCUGGCAAAUCUCCACAACAGAAAAGCAGCAUGGUAAGGGAAAUGCAUGAAUGACUGACUUACUGGGUCAGCCAGGAGCCAGUGUAAGUGAGAGACUCCUUAUUUUUGAAUGUAGGUAUCUACAACUACAACAUUAGGACUCACUCUCUUGUUAAAAUUACAGGUGGAUUGCUUUUUGUCCUGAGUCAUGCACAUCGCUUGCAAUUUGGAAGCUGACUUCUAGAUAAAGGGAAUCAAAAAUGCUUAAAGUAUUUUUGUUGAAGCAGAAGUAGCAAUAAAUGUGUGUACUCUGAAAGACGUUGCAGUAUGAGUGAACGGUAUUCAGAAUAUAACAGCAGGGAUAUUAGUAAAUAACUAGUCCUAACUCUUUUGUAUAGUAUAAAUGACAGGGGCUAGAGCGGAAUGCAAUGUAUACAUUUCAGAAAUGUUGACGUACAAGUCAAUCUGCUUGGGUGCAAUUUUCAGACCAGUCAAGGGGGAGGGUUGUGGAGGGGUAUUAGGGUGGCACGAGGUAGCAUGGAAUGAAAAGAAGGGUUGCAGAGGGAUAUUGGGGUGGCACGAGAUGAAAUGAAAGGUUGUGGAGUGGUAGUAGAGGAAGAAAUAUGUAUAGAGGGGUUAUAGAUCAAGAAAUAUGUAUAACUUUUGUCAGGUCAGUCUUACACCAUGAGAUCGCCGAAUUGGAUCUGAGAAUUGGUGUCCUCAUGUGUUUACAUUGGUUGAUGUGUAUUCUACAGUAUUAAUAUGUGAAUUCUGUGGGUUGACAUACAUUCUUAUUAUUAUACUGAUCCUGUUAUUAUAGAUUUCAGAGCACUGAAGGCCUUGAUGUCUACCUGCACAUACUACAGCUGAUGACUACGGUAAAUCAUGGCUUUGAAGCUAUUGGUAGGUUUUUCCUUAUAUUUUUAUAUAGAUAAUUAUGGGGUAAAUUGAUAAAAGUAAUUUUGCCCUUUCAUAAUAGAUAAACGGAUACUUGCAUUCAUUUUACUCCAUUUCAGUCCCCAGUUAUUGAAGUAAAAUAGUUUUUGUUCUUUUCUGUUUGCAAUAUCUUUAUUUUAUAUUUUUGUCUCUUCUUUCUUUUCUUUUUCCCAGUAAAACCACCUGACUGUGGACAGAGCGUCUGGGAAUUUUUGUAUGAUCUCACAAGCCAUGAACUAUGCCAACCAAAUGAUCCUCCUCUCUUAAUACAGGAGCAGAAAACCUUACUGUCUUCUCUCUUCGCAGUCAUGCAAUCGAUGUUUAGUUGCUACAAGGAUAAAGACUACCUAAAGAUCGGAAAAAGCAAGUAUUUGUUGUUGUUCUAAAUGGGACACCUUUAGAAACACCUUGUUGCCCUGUCCUGAUUUGAGUUUUUAUUAUCUCCAACAGGCUCUUUCCCUAGGAAUAUUUCUAUAAAGCUUCCUUUGAAGAAUAAUUCUCUUAAAUCAAACUUGGUGUUUGCGACUUCUAUUAUUUAUUCUAGACAAGUUACUCCAUUAUCUUAAACUCGUCCUCUACAAAUAGUCCCUCUUGAUUUAUCUUUGAAAUUGUUUCCUAAACCAUAGUUUGCAGGGCAAUUCCUAUGCACGAGUCCGUCAUAAUGUAUGAAUUUGUAAAAAACUGCAUUUUGGAAAACUGCACUGGCUGCCCACAGGGGGGCGCUGUAGUGGUGUAGAUAAUUAGCUUAUUGACCAGCACUUGGUGUAGAUUGAGUUUUACCUUAAACUUAAGUGCAGAGUCAAGUAUAUUCAAACAUUCACUGUUUGAAAUUUUAUGUGCAUUUUCUCACCCAAAAAGAAUCCAGGUUUUGGGUUCUAAAAUGUAAAGAAGCAAUGUAGUAUUAGUUUGUGAAACCAGGACAAAGCAGUUUAUUUUUUUUUUUUAUAAUUCUUUAUUUUAGUUGUGCAGGUUUAUAUCCAUAAGAAUGACAGACAUAUUGAAGUUAUCAGAAUUAGUAGAUCCGUUGGUAAAUGUGUAAAUUUGGCAACAGCACAAUUUUUGUAAAUUAGAACAAGAGAAGAUAGACAAGAGUGAGAUGCUGAGCAAUAAGCUUAGUUGAGUAGUUGCAGGAACGUUAAAGAUUAUAUCUAAGCAUUUAGAACAUAUUGGGCUAAGAACUUGGAUCUUCUCAGCAUGUUGUAAUUCCGCCCCAGGGACCCCAUGCUCGAGGUACGGGAAACCUCACAUCAAUAACAAAAGGUAGACUGUAUUGAAAUCUGGACUGAUUAAGUAAAGAUAAAUCAUAUGAGGAAUAUACAUGAGAGAUAAAAAUGCAAACUUUGAGGGCACAAACAGUAUCAAGAUUCUCACUUCAUCCGAUUCUCUCCAAUGGCGCUGGACAGUCCGUUCGUGGGUGGGCUGCCCGUGUGCACCUGAACACCCUUGUCAGCAGGGUUUGUAGACAGGCUGUGUGGUCAUGUCCGUGUGUGGCCGGCAGGGGUCUUUCCUUCUGUGUGAGAUUCUUCUGGGCUUUUGCCCGAGCAAAGCAGCACGGACCAUGACCAACAGGCUUGUAGCUUCUGUAGUACCAUCCGUCUCGGUUAAUCGCGGGCCCCUUUAUCUGUAGAAGUUGGCAAUUCCCGACAUUUUCUGGGAGGUGAAUACUGUAGAGGUUGGUCUUGGGUUUCUUCCCCACUCGGCAGUUGUAGGUAGUGGGGUAUUUUGUGCCAGAUGUAAUUGAGGGUCUGAUAUAGGGUGCAAGGCUUCCCAGCCCAGUCUCCUUUGCUGUCAACGUGACAUAAGGUGCCUGCUAUUUUAGGGAGAGGGGGUCACUCAGCAAACUAGGUCAUUAGUUGCAGGAGGGCCCCUGAGGCGAGGACCGGGUUGACCUCAGGUCUGGGGGGCAACGAGGCCAGUACCACUACACUGAAGGUUCUGCUUGUAGCCGCCCAGCAGGACAGCGGGGCAGCUGCCGUCCAACCCACUCACUACCCGAGUAGGCCUCAGCCACCAUGGAGUUAUUGAACCCUUUAAGGGGCCAAAAUCUGCGAAGAAGAUGUAGCUUCGGUUCCAGCACCUCUGUGCACACAGGACUGCUUUUUCCAGGCUGUCUUUAGGCGGGUUAACCUCCUAAUUUCAGUGUAAAUGCCUAGUCUGGUAGGCAUGGUAGUCUGUGCGACCAUUCAGCAUGGCGGUCCGGCUCUGCCCCCUGGACAAGGCAGUUUCUUGUAUAGAUUGUUCAGGGACAAUACAAAAUUAUAAUCUUCAUUCUGUUGCAAAGAUAGUGGAUGGAUUCUCUCCUUUUUUUUUCUGUUUUCUUCUUCAGUAAUUUGCAGAUACACAGCCUCUUGUUCCUCUGUCUGACCAGCACAAUAUCUUGUCAAGUUAUUUCCUAUAAGGUUGCACCAGGACAUGUUUUUCACUUAGAUGGAUAAUAUGUUUAAUAUGCUGUAUUUUUAUUUAUUUAUUUAUUUAUUUUUAAUUCCCUGACCCCUGCAAAGAGCUAUUUAGGAAACAAGCUACUUUUAAUAAUUUUAGAUUAUUCAUUUUUUUUUUCCCUCCACUAACUUUACUUAUUUUUAAUUCCAUUAUAGAUCUGCCAUUGAUUAGUCGUGUGAUGCAAGUACUGGACCACGUACAAGUUUAUGAUGAUAAUUUAUUUGAUCAGUACACAAAGAAGAAGUCAGACUACGAUGCUACUAAUCAAGCCCUUGAGAAGGAUGUGCCAUUCAGUAUACUUAAAGAUGUUUGCUUGGAAUUCCUCACACAAAUGCUGUUCGCACUAACUAAGGUGACCAUGGCACGUAAUUUGAUCAAAGUAAAAUUGCUUUUCCUCCCCCAAAAGUGUGUGUGUGUGUGUGUGUGUGUGUAUAUAUAUAUAUAUAUAUAUACACACAGUGCUUUAUUAUAUCAUAAUGUAAAGAAAACCCCACUUUUCUAGAGUGUUCAAGUCCAUUCUUUCUGAGUAAAAUGGAAUACUGAGUAGGGGUGUGCCGAUACAGCUGUUUAUAGGAUCUAUUGUCCUUGAAAAUAACAGGAGUGUCAGACUCUUCCUAAAUUAGUGCUUGCUGCAAAUGCUGAAUAUCCAAAAUAUUUUUAGUUUAGAUAUAUCAAAUAUUGACUGAUUAUCGAUAUAAUUCCGAAACAUUGGGAUCAUGGGGUUUAAAAUCUCUUCUAAGUCAAUUUGCUUUUCUAUGUUUGGUGAAUGUUGCCACUUUUUAAAAUAUUUUUUUUAUUAAACCCCAGGUAUUUAUGUAUUUAUUUUUUUAAUGUAUUUGUGGCGGACCACCUGGUACCCCAACAGAGUACCUCCGCCAAGCACACUGCCUAGCUAUCGCCGGGACACCAUAAGCACUUUCAGCCCUCUAGUGGCCGCUACUUGGCUGGGUUCUCGCUGGCUCUUUCCACCCGGGAUCCAGUUCCCAGUGCUCAUCCAAAGAGUAUAGUAGUAAUUAUCACCACCAUCGCAUAUCCCACACACAUGAGCCGUGACUGAAUGCUUGGAAGUCAUCUGUUUAAUGCAGGCACAGUCACAGAAUUUAUACAAACCGUAAAUUCCUCCCCUGUGCCUGAGAGAUCAUUGAGUCAGGAGCUGUACAAACUCAAUUAUCUCAAAGUACCAAAAAACCGUACACAAUUUGAAAACGCCCCAAAAAUCCAUGGAAACCCCACAAGAGUCAUAUCCUCAGAUAGCCCCGAUCUGAGGGACCAACAUAUCCAAAAAUUGCUCCGAUUGGUUCAGUGGUUCGGAUUAGUGUGGUAGGGAAACCACACAAACAAAGUCUUCUAACAGGUCUUUUACAUGGCCCGUAGUCCUUGGGCAAGAGGCUAGCCUGCAGGCUCCAUCAAGAGCUUGUGGCAGAGGCACCUUUGCAACAGUAUUUUCUUGCAAUGUUUUUAGUGUUGCAUGCAAACUUCAGCAGGACAUAAGUUGCAAUGGCCUUCAACAUAGACCCGUGUAACGGAUUCUAUAACUGCACCUGCUUUUAUAAAUGGACUGCCUUAAUAAUGCACUAUGGCUGUCUACAUUCUUCAAGUUGUAAAGGAGAACCUGCACUUAUAAUCUAAUAAAAAGGAAUUUGUGGGCCACACUCAAAAGUGUAGCAUACAAAUUUUGGUGUUCAAAAAGUAAUGGGUAUAACACUUAAAAAGUAAAAUCUGUAACUUUAAUGUAUGACUGACUGACUGGUUUUCAAACGUUGUGAUCCCAUAUGCCUGUCUCCUAAUUGUGUGCAUCUUUCUUGUCUGUUGAUAUUUCCCAUUCUGAAGACAUCCUCUGGUAUUUUCUCUAAAUACGUUUUUGUGCCAUAACCAUGUAUGUAACUUUUUUAUCAAUUUUCAGGAUGAUAUAAAGGAGUGUUUCCAACAAGGCUAUCUCAAUGAGCAUAUAUGCCGUAAGGCACUGGGGCAUGUACUACCCAUGUAUCGAUCUUAUGUAAGUAUUGAAGGCCAUCUGUGGUCACAAUGUUAAACUGUAUUGGCCAGAGCCAUUGUGACCUCCCCCUGGUUUUACUGAGCGCAAUGUGGAUUAUAAUCUGUUAAUCUUUGGACUGGCUAACUGAUGAUUUCCUGAUGUCUUUCUUAUCUAAAUAUACCGGACGUUCUGUACUUCAUUGUGAAAAUGUCUUCUAGAUGGAGCCAGUAAUGCAUGGGAAAUGCUUGCUUUUCCGAAAUUUUUUUUUUUUGUUUUUUUGUAGUAAAGGGUGUAGAACUUUAUUUAACUAGUUAUGGGCCUAGCAUGAUAUCAUCUGCAAAGAGUCUUAUUAAAGGCACUGAUACACAAAAUAAAUAGGGAUAAUAAGGUCUAUCCUGGUGCUAUCUGAAUUUUGUCUAGAAAAGAACACACACAUGGGGCUCACUAUGCCACAUUUAACACAUUGUCUGAGGACUGAUCAUUGUAAAUUCAGAAUGUUCUACCCACUUGUGCCAGGAAAACACACACGUCACGCUGUACCCAUAUCAUCAAACCCUGGCUAUGAUUCAAACAAAAACAGUGAUGGCAGUUAGAACAUUUUAUUUAUUAAAUAUGUAUGUAUGCACCAGAACCAUUGCAGCUCGGUAUACUAGUUAUGGUGCGGUGUGUCUUGACCUUGGACAGCUGUGGGAGCAUAGAGUGCUCCUUUUAUUGUCUGUGUCUGAUGUUUGUUUCUUGAACCUGAAUUGUAUGUUUUAGGUGUAUUGAGCAUUUUCUGUGAUUAAUUACAUUUUCUAUAUUUAAAGGGACAAAACCAGCAGAUUUUCACCAGGUGUAUGGACACUAAACUUUUUUUUUUUCUAUUUAUCUAUUUACAUAUUAUAAUACUGUGUCUGCAACACUGAUGUAAUUGUUUUGAGAAUUCUUUGUGACUUCCAAGCGGAGUAUUUUCAGUAUUACCAUAACUACUCAGCACGUACGACUAUCCACCCCUUAAUUUUUCUUUAGAAUGACCAGCUCUCUGUAAAUCAUGGUCAGAAGGUCUGUGGUUAAUAGGGUGGCUGUAUUUUGGGUAGGGUAACCACAGUAGCACUUGAAGUAGAUGCAAUUACUUUCUAUAUCAUCAAAUUAUAGUAAACUAUUUUUUUUAUUUUUUUAUUUUCUUUAUAUAUAAACAAGCAUAAUCAUAUGGAUCUGGUACCUUGCUUAUUAGGCGUUCUUUCCCUGCUGAGAAUAGGGUUCGUACAAGAGAAGGCCUCUUUGACCUAUAUUCUUUUGUAGCAUUUUUAAAGUGAAGCAGCAGACUGACAAAUAAUCAAUUUCUCCUCUUUUGCUGAGGUCACCUUCUUAAAACGUUAUUCAACUUGUGUAAAUAUAUAGGACACAGAGCAUCAUGUGGAAUAUACUUUUUUUAUAUUGGUUUGCAACUUUUUUUAAAAAAAAUAUAUGGUGUGCUCCCUUUUGACAAUAAGAAAAAAAUAUAUAUAUCUAUCUUUUUUUAUUUAUUUUUAUUUUUUUUACCACCUACUUUCUUGUUUUUGCAGAUCAGUGAUUUCCUUACAGUCCUGAGUGAAGUUGAUCAGAACUUGUCGAACAUGCUCCAGAAACUGAUGCCACCGCCUAGACGUUAGUGGCAUACCAGCUUUAUUCCAUUACCCGCAAGCCACGGCAUCUUCCAUCCCGCCUCGGUGCUGUUCUACUUUUCAGUUUUGGUUGACUUUUGGGAUUUUUAUUUAUUCGUCUAGUUUUUCGCUUCUAGAUACUUAAACAAAACCCGUGAAAUCUGCCACUAGAAAAGAAACGGACAAAAACAUGCUCCUUUUUAUAGGGCACAAGGACCAUUCCAGUGGAAUCAUUGCAUCAGAUGCAAGGCCCUACAGCAGUAUUCACUCUGAUUGUAGUCUGAUUCUCAACCUUUACACAAGGUUUUUAAGCAAAAUGUGACAUGAUGCUUAGACUGCCCCAUAUACAGGACAAUAACGCUAGGAUACAUUUAAAGCAGAUACAUUGAAGCACAUACCUAAUUGCCACUGCAACACUCGUUUGAAAAAACUGUGGCAAUAGCUUAAACUUCGUUUGGAAAGACGCACAGAAAAACACUGAAUUACUAAAUCUGUCUGGGUUCCUUUUUGUAUCUUAUUUUGAAAAGAAUAUAGUUUUUGUAUGUCUACGAUGACUCUUGUCUGACUGUGUGACUUCUUUUUUAAAAUUAAAAUAAGAUUUACAAAAUAUGUAUGACUGAGCUCCUGUACUCAGAGUACCUAGGACAAGCCCGCUUCCUCGCCGCCAUAGGGGGACAAACUACGCAAACUCUUCCACCCAACCAGGCUGCAGCUCUAUUCUCCCAGGCAGACAUCGUCCCCUCUGCCUGUAAUGUAAUUAGCUCUUGCCUUUACAAUGGCUCUCAGGCCUAUCUUUUUUUAAUUUUAAUUUUUUAAAUUUUUUUAUUUAUUGUGCAAAAAUUAACAUACAUGCAUGAAAUGCCACAACCGCAUUAGCAAUUUUAGUAAAACAGAAUUAAACAUGUGUGCCAUUUGAGAUAGCUGCACUUUAUGCGUUUUAUGUGACAAGAGUAAUACAUAUUUUAAGUGUAACCUAAGUGUGUUCUAAAUAAUGAGUAGUCAACUCGUUAAGUGUAAGUGGUUCAUAAGUGGGUAUGCAAGUUAAGUC
Messenger RNA from Pelobates cultripes (western spadefoot toad), 23181 nucleotides. The record is from the annotation of a GenBank genome assembly. NCBI's taxonomy places the organism in Eukaryota, Metazoa, Chordata, Amphibia, Anura, Pelobatidae.